AUGAGGCGGACGAGGGAGGAGCGCCGCGAGCUGCCGGCGCGUGUGUCUGCCGAUAUGCAGAAGAUCACGCUCACCUCGCUCCCGCUCGAUGCCCUCGUCACCGUCGUGUCUCACCUCGACAGCCUCAGCCUCCUCACAGUCGCCACUGUGAACCGCACGCUGCGUGCCGCCGCCGAGGACGAGUCCCUCUGGUCCGCCCGCGCCCGCCGCUAUCUCGGCCCUGUGCUGCACGCCUAUUUCGGCGGCGAGCUGCCGUCGCGGCCGCCCGGCGCAGGCGCAAAGCAGGGCUACUUUGCGCUGUAUGCCGGGUGGAAGCAGCUGGCGCAGGAGCGGAGCGGGCGGCUGCUCCUCAAGAUCGGCAAGCCGCGCAGCCGUGGCGACUGGGCCGGCGAGUGGCAGCGGUGGCAGACGGGGACGUACCAGACAAGCAGCGGAGCUUCGGCGGUGUGCUUUGGGCUGCCGACCAGCCAGUGCGAGGCGUACGGAGUCUUCGAUGCCACCGACUUUGACCACCCCGGCUCGAACGAGCUGCUUGGGCAGGCGGCCGCGAGGCCGGACGCGUCGGACGCCUUUCGGCUCUGCCGCCACAGCGGGCUGGGCAGAGGCAGAGAGCUCGGCCGCCACAGCGGGCUCGCCAUGCGCAUGCUCGCGGGGAUGGGUGUGCCGGGCCUGGAGGCGGUGCCGUGCGACGCGGCGCUCGAGAAGCUGCUUGCGCGACCCGUCCAAGAGUGCUUCUCCCCGUUUGCCCUGGUGGCGUGCUUCGCUUGCGUCGCCAUCGCGCUCCGCUGCUACGAGACGUCCUACGCGCGCGCGCACGGCUGGCCCUCGCCCAAGCUCGGCAGCCUGCUGCAGCGCGACCGGCCGGGCGGCGACUUGUGGCAGACGGCGCUGGAGGAGAGGCGCCUCGCGAUUGCAGGGCGGGAGGGCAGAGCGCGCCACUGCGAGGCAGACCACGCCGCGUGCCUCUCCGAGGAGAGAGAGUUGAGUGUGCGGUCUCCGCUCUGA
Molecule: messenger RNA, 1005 nt
Organism: Emiliania huxleyi CCMP1516
Lineage: Eukaryota; Haptophyta; Isochrysidales; Noelaerhabdaceae
Exons: 3
Coding region: 1-1005 (334 amino acids)
Molecular function (GO): protein binding
Source: RefSeq, a predicted model, not a curated record